AUGUCUGAUAUGUCUUCGGUGCCUCCGAUUGUGGACAUCUGUUCGACGUUGUCUACUCUGGGGAGCCAUGGCGAGACAAAUGAACUUCUUGGGUUUAUCUCUGAUGAAAACCACCGCCACAAUGUGUAUUAUGUGCAGAAGCUGGCCGGAAAUAUGAGAUCGCAAUCCCUCGCUGAGCUCACCACGGCCUCAAGUGAUAUCUUUAAAGCGCAUCAUGGCAGCUUUCAUUUCACCUGGGGCCACCGUCUCCGCGUGGCAGUUAAUCUCGCCUGCAGCGUGCUUCAAUUUCACGGACGCUGGCUAAAAAGCCAAUGGAGCUCACGCGAUAUUAUGUUUACUAAGAAUUCAUCUUGGGAUAUUGAUAAGCCAUACGUGCUUUGGAACAGCGAGAUUCUGUUUCCCUUGGGCCUCGUUUUGGUCGAACUCUCUUUAUGCUGGGCACUAGAGGCACUACGUAUACCGGACGAUGACGAUCGCGUGGAGGUAUUUCAGAAUUUAAAGACUGCAACUUGCCUCUUGCAAUUUGUGGGGGAGCAAAGCGGUGCAGAAUACGAACAGGUAGCGAGACGAUGUCUGCUCUGGUCUGGCACCAAAGAAACUAUACUGGAAAGCGAGCAGAUGCAAGAUGAGAUAUUUCAACUGAUCAUCUCGCCGUUAGUCGAAAAUCUGAGGAGUUUCGAGGGUAGGUCUUGA
This is a messenger RNA of Penicillium robsamsonii, 693 nucleotides long. RefSeq lists its product as uncharacterized. The coding region runs from base 1 to 693 and encodes 230 amino acids. The transcript has 2 exons. The record is from RefSeq and is a predicted model, not a curated record. NCBI's taxonomy places the organism in Eukaryota, Fungi, Ascomycota, Eurotiomycetes, Eurotiales, Aspergillaceae.